Messenger RNA from Photinus pyralis (common eastern firefly), 383 nucleotides. Its product is annotated as TWiK family of potassium channels protein 7-like. Lineage: Eukaryota; Metazoa; Arthropoda; Insecta; Coleoptera; Lampyridae. Gene Ontology annotation, molecular function: potassium ion leak channel activity. The record is from RefSeq and is a predicted model, not a curated record. Gene Ontology annotation, cellular component: membrane. Gene Ontology annotation, biological process: potassium ion transmembrane transport; stabilization of membrane potential.
UGGGCGAAGCUGCGCUUUCAAGUUGUGUAAGUUAGCGUCGCGACGUCGACCUCAAUUCUACUAGUAGUGUAGACCCGCCGCCGAAUGUGUAGAAUGUAGCGGUUAGAUUAAAAAUAUCUACGUAAUGUUGGUAAAGAGUGGACGUUUAUUAAACUAUAAAAAUCUGCACUUAUUUGAUGCCUUCUCCUUUUUUUAAAUGGAAAUUUAAAAUAUACCUACUCUACUAAAUAGCCAUAUGUGAGUAUGGACCCACGUGUAGAAGUUGAAGGAUGGAUAUGAAAACUCGCUUAAAAGCCUGGUGCUUUGACUUUCGAAUAAAACAGGCGUUAGCACACGCUGGACUUUUUAUUACGUUAAUGGCGUAUACAGUUCUUGGCGGUUUG